Molecule: messenger RNA, 8457 nt
Organism: Toxotes jaculatrix (banded archerfish)
Lineage: Eukaryota; Metazoa; Chordata; Actinopteri; Toxotidae
Gene: tns2a
Product: tensin 2a
Exons: 28
Coding region: 720-5918 (1732 amino acids)
Biological process (GO): peptidyl-tyrosine dephosphorylation
Molecular function (GO): protein binding; protein tyrosine phosphatase activity
Source: RefSeq, a predicted model, not a curated record
CUUAGUACGGGGGUAGAAGCAGGAGGAAAGGGAGACAGAAGGAAGGGAGAGACGUGUUCUUGGGAUGAGAGGACUGGGAAAGAAGAAGAAGAAGAAGCAAAAAAAGGAGAGAAAAGAGUGAAGACAUUAAGAAGAAAUCCAGACGCUGAUCACAGGAUGGGAAGAUGAGUCCUUGAGCAUUGACAUAAGGGUCAUGUGUGUGAGUCCAGAGACGGAGGAUGAAGUGAGUGUGAUCGACUGACACAAAGAAAAGCAGACAGAACAGAAACAGAAAGUAGCUGGGAACUCAAGUGUGCCUAAGAAAGUUGGGGUGUUUGUAACUGUGUGUGUGAAACAAAGACGAGCAGCGAGAGGGGGGUGGAGGCAGAGAAAUGGGGAGUCCACAUGUAACUGCAGCAGGACUGAGCUGGAGAGAGAGGUGUUUUUAAAGUGCGUAUAGAAAGGAGGGAGGGGGGGGGGGGGUUCAGUGAGAGCAUGCACAGAGUAUCCUUCCCUCUGUCCCUGAAGCAGGGCUGAACAAGAGCCAGGAAAAGGGGAAGGGCCUCCCUCUCCUCCUCUCCAGCUGACAAAAACAGCUGCCCAGGAACCCGGGCUGGAGCCUGUGUAGAGGACAAGGGGAAGAGGACAGAGAGGGAGAGAGGAGGAGGGAGGACAGAAGGAGAGAAGAGAGAGAGGAGGAGGAGGAAUAAGUCCCCAAGUCCAGGACCCUGUCCACCUAUAUGGGUUGCGUCCUGAGUUCGGACUGGUGUGGGGAGGAAGAGGUGCAACCGGUGCCGGUGGUCAGAAACUCGUCUCUGAAGAGAAGGAGCCUGGAGAGGAGUGAGAGUGGCAGGAUGAGGCUGACAAAGGCGGGGAAGGGAGAGCCCCACAUCUUCAAGGAAAAGACCUUCAAAAAGAAGCGGCAGUGCAUCGUGUGUCGUCAGAACGUGGACCACGUGGGCUCCUUCUGCAGAGUAUGCAAGACAGCCACCCACAGGAAGUGCGAGGCCAAGGUGACCUCUGCAUGCAUCCCAGUGCCCUCCAAUGAUCUGCAGCGUAGAGGGACGGCUCCUUCCCGACACACCCACCACCUGGGGUCCACCAAGUCUCUGACCUAUACCAAACAGAGAAACACCCUGCCAAGGAGCUUCAGCGUGGACCGUGUGAUGGAGAGAGUGAUGGAGCGCCACUACGACUUUGACCUGACCUACAUCACCGAGAGGAUCAUCUCCGUCUUCUUCCCGCCGAAGCUGGAGGAGCAGAGGUACCGGCUGAACCUGAAGGAGGUGGCUGCCAUGCUCAAGUCCAAACAUCAGGACAAAUUUCUGCUCCUGAAUCUGUCUGAGAGGCGCCACGACAUCACUCGCCUGAAUCCAAAGGUUCAUGACUUUGGCUGGCCUGACCUCCAUGCCCCACCGCUGGAUAAGAUCUGUGCCAUAUGUAAGGCCAUGGAGACGUGGCUGACCUCUGACCCCCAGCACGUGGUGGUCCUGCACUGCAAGGGCAACAAAGGGAAAACAGGCGUGAUUAUUGCAGCCUACAUGCACUACAGCAAGAUUUCUGCAGGGGCGGAUCAGGCUCUCAGUACUCUGGCCAUGAGGAAGUUCUGUGAAGAUAAGGUGUCCUCUUCCCUCCAGCCAUCCCAAAACAGGUAUAUCUAUUACUUCGGGGGCCUCCUGUCCGGGGCAAUCAAGAUGAACAGCAGCCCUCUCUUCCUCCAUCAAGUACUCAUCCCAUCACUCCCUAACUUCCAGGGUGAAGGAGGUUACUACCCCUUCUUGAAGAUCUACCAGGCCAUGCAGUUGGUCUAUACUUCAGGAAUAUAUGACCUUCAAGGCACUGGAGGCAGGCGGCUGUGUGUGACCAUCGAGCCAGCUCUGCUGCUUAAGGGUGACAUCAUGGUCAAAUGCUACCACAGACGAGCCCAGAGUGCUGACAGAGACACUGUGUUCAGGCUGCAGUUCCACACGUGCACCAUCCACGGAUCCCAGCUCUGGUUUGGCAAAGGGGAGCUGGAUGAAGCUUGUACUGAUGAGCGUUUUCCAUCUGAUGCCACAGUAGAGUUUGUCUUCUCCUCUGGACCUGAAAAGAUCAAAGGUCGUGAGUACCACAAGAACGACCCAGCCGUCACAGUCGACUACAACACUGCUGACCCCGUGGUUCGCUGGGAUUCCUAUGAAAAUUUUAACCAGCGAUACCAGGACAGUCUGGAGGAUAUUGCCCACACCAGGGGUCCUCUAGAUGGCAGUCUCUACGCUCAGAUAAAGAAGCGCCGAGGGCCCGGCUCUGGGUCUCUCACCUCAACUAAUGGCAGCAGCCCAGGAGCAGGCCUUUCUGAAGAUAGGCCCGAUCAUCUCAUCCCUCAAGGUUCUGACUCCGCCCUCUCAGGCCACUCCAUCCAUUUGAACCAUUCUGACCGCCAGGAGGAGCCCAUUCGUCCACCACCUCCAACCAGACAGGAAAGAGAGGAGCUUGAACGUCUUCUUGGAGGCAUAGAGGGAAGCAGAGAUGGCGAGCGAGAGACCGCCAUCUUGGAUGAUGGAGAUUCCUUGCCCUCAGAGCGAGCGAGCGGGACUUUGAGACUCAGUCGGUCAUGUUCCUGCCGGGAUGGUUACCGAUCCCAACGCUGUGCCGAGCCAGGCUGCGACCACACUCUCCUCAUGCCUAAUGGCUACUGCCUCGAUCGGGCUCCCGGCACCAACGGGCACCACGGGGCGACGCCUUCUGCCAGCCCCAACCCAGCUGCUCCUCCGUCACACAUGGAUCUCUGCCAGCACUACAGUCCCCACUCCCACCAGUCCCUUCCACCUCCAGAUUUGGUGUGGGACCGCCAGAGUGGCCCGCCGCACUACCUACACCGCUCCUGCUCAGAGGCUCCCUCAUCUCGACACAUCUGCCCAUACCCAUCACCAGACCUUACCCCUCACCCUCACAACCCCCCACAUCACCAUCCUCUGUCUGCCCCGGGUCGUCUCUGCUGUCGAGAAGACGACUACGGCCCCUACCACCACCCUCAUGCACCUCACAGUCACCACCAUACCCAUGCACACCACCCGAAACCCUCCACCAGCCCAACCUACCAUGAAAUAAUGUUAAUGGAUGGUCUGCCGCCCCCUGGCUGCCCUUGCAGGGACUGCACGAUCAGGAGAGAAGACUCAGCAGCCUAUCACAGCCUGAGGCUGGACCGAGGGGACAGCUUCCACUGGGACAGAGAGGCAGAGCUUCAGCAGAGGGAGGUGGGGCUCAGGAGAGCCAGGGAGGCAGAGUUACCCAGAGGGUCAGAGCUCCACUGGGAAAGGGAUCCAGGUCUGAGGCGAGGCAGAGAGCUGUCCCUUCACUGGGAGCGAGACAGGGAGGCUGAGCUGCAGUGGGAGAGGGACAGAGAGGCUGAAUACUGGCACAGGAGAGCCACCGUAGCCUCCUAUGGCCCACAGGGUCACGAUCUUCCAGCGUUCACAUUUGACCCUUUGCCUUCGGGUCACCCAGCUUAUCCAGAGGCAUCAAGGUCUCACGCUCAUUCUCACCUGGAUCUGAAAUACAGCAGCAGCAGCAGCGGUUACCAAACACCCCGCCAAGUGUGCCACUACGCACCUUACCAGCCCUCGCCAUCUGAAAGCAGGGGCUACGCCUCUGGUUACCAGUCUGAGUCCGCAUCCCCGUUGUCUCCUGCUUCCUCCAUGACAGGGCCCUGCAGCCAUAGCAACGGGCCAGCAGACCAUAACCAUAACCACCAACAUCACCACCCAGACUCACAGCAGUCAUACGGCUCUGACUCACACACUGAUGGCCUUCGUAGUUCUGGUGAAAGUGUGGGCUGGAGGGAUCACAUUACUCACGGAUCUUUUAAGAGGGUCCACAGAGACGGCCCCGCCGCGUGCUCCACGCCAUCUGACAUGUCCGGACCGUCCACUCCUGUCCACACAAGCAGCCCUCUACGCACGCAAGAAAGCCCCAGUCCAGGAGGGAGGGAGUAUGAGAUCCGAACCACAGACAUCAUCGGCAGUGACUACGAGGCUUCCCAGCCCCAGGACAGACACUAUGGAGCUGGUAAUGUCGUCCAGGAAUCCCCGCAAAGCCAAAAAAGCAGUGCAGAGCCAUCAUCUGGGUCAUCCACCAAAGACACGCAGUCACACACAGCCACACCUAUACAAACAGAACCCCACAACCACUGCACUGCACAAACAGACCCAUCCCCUUCAACUCCACACCAGCAGCACUGUAGCCCAGACAUGCCCUCAGCGUCUUCGUUUGACUCUGUGACACCAACCACAUCAAACCAGGGACACUGCCAGGCGCCUUCAUCCCCUGUCCACACUUCACCUGCACAAGACACACACCCACCACCUGGCCCCCUGACUCUUCAGACCCCCCACCCUUCAGAGGCUGCUGCUCUGCCUUCAACUGUGGCACAGGUGGUGUCCCAGCCUCAGAGCCAAGCCACUGGCUCCGCAGGACCCAUCCCAGCAGAGGUCAUCGGAUCUUCUCCAACCAGGGAAACUCACCCAGAAGGCCCAGCACCCACCAGCACCUCCAACACCCAAGCCCCUGCAUCUGCUACUCCAGCAUCAUCAUCAUCAUCCCCUCAGCCUGCAUCUAGCAGCAUGGAAGGCUCCCCGGUCUCCGAUGCCCCAGUUCCUGGUUUUGCCACCCUGGGUAGGAGGUUGAUGUUGAGUGGGUCUGACCCCCAACAUCCAAAUCACAUUCAGCACCAUGGUCCCCCACAUCACCACUACCCAGCCAUGGAGCACAGUGCUGCUCUGGACACUAACAAGAAGCACUGCUACUCAGCUCACACUCCUCAGCUUCACCCAUCCUCCUACUCCAACUACUCCACCAUCUCCAUCCCCCUUCCUCACCCCCAGCCACCUUUGCCAGAGAAGCGCCACCCGCCUGUCCAGCCAGGUUCAGCCAGCGAUGGGGUGGGGACUCUGAGGCCAGCUGUGGGCCAUGGGCCUCCCUCCACCGCCAGCACAACCCAGCAUCAGCACCAUGUCACAUUCUCUCCCACCGUGGGGGAAAUUGCUCCCCCUGCAGGCCAGAAUGAUGGAGUGGCCUCUGUGGAGACAGAGAAUGCAAACAGAGUCAGUGUGAAGUUUGUCCAGGAUAGUUCAAGGUUCUGGUACAAGCCUGGCAUCUCCAGAGAGCAAGCAAUCACAGCUCUGAAGGAGAGAGAGCCAGGUACGUUCCUGAUCAGGGACAGUAACUCUUUCCAGGGAGCCUAUGGCUUGGCCCUGAAGGUGGCUACACCUCCUCCCAACGUCAACAACCACAGCAGCAAAGUGAGCGACCCUCUGGAACAGCUGGUCAGACACUUCCUAAUAGAAACAGGCCCUCGAGGAGUCAAGAUUAAAGGAUGUCAGAAUGAGCCCUACUUUGGGAGUCUGUCUGCACUGGUCUACCAACACUCCAUCACACCCAUUUCUUUGCCCUGUGCUCUGAAGAUCCCAGAGAAAGAUCUGAUAGGAGAAAUGCAAGAGGUUCAACCAGUGAAUAACAUCAGCACGGCUGCUGACCUGCUGAAACAAGGAGCAGCCUGUAAUGUCCUCUACCUGAACUCCGUGGAAACAGAGUCUCUGACCGGCCCCCAGGCCAUCGCCAAGGCAACAGAUGCCACCUUGGGUCGUAACCCGCGUCCCAGUGCCACUGUUGUACAGUUCAAGGUGACAUCGCAGGGCAUCACGCUCACUGAUAGCCAACGCAGGGUUUUCUUCAGGAGACAUUACCCAGUGAGCAGCGUAACCUUCAGCAGCAUUGACCCUAAAGACAGGAGGUGGACUAACUCAGACAACACCACCGUUAAGGUGUUUGGCUUCGUAGCCAAGAAGCCCGGCAGCUUGGCAGAGAACGUUUGCCACAUGUUUGCAGAGUUGGACCCUGAACAACCUGCCUCUGCCAUCGUCAACUUUAUCAACAAGGUCAUGUUGUCGCAGCGCCGAUAGACGAAGAAAGGAAACAAAACUCAGAGCUUACGAGCAUUGACGAGCGCGCAAUAGUGUUAACAAAGCCGCUGCUGCACAGUAACGGCGUCUGCUCGUGUCCUCUGAGUGUGGACCCUGAUGCCAAUCUCUGUCCAUCACCUGAUGAUGUGACAAAGAUUUUCUUCGUUAGCUGUAAAUACAUUCAGAAGGCAACUGAAAAUCUUAGUCCAUGAUCCCUACUGAUGGUUUUUCAUUUGUUAGUUUUCCACUCUAUCUGCUCCUGAACAGCCCGUCUUUUCGAAACAGGCCUGAACGAAAAUAAACUGUAACACAAUUCAGUUUUCUCACACAGUUAAGUGUUGUUGGAUCCAGAAAACAUAACAAAGCACAGUGGUCAGGCAAAUACAUGGUGUUUAGCGUUACAACUUGUCCAAGGAUGAGGAGGCUUCAGAGUAAACUUCAUCAAUCCACCAUGGCUUUCAUAGGAAAAAAAAAAAAAAACCCACUACAUCUAACAGGGACCUGUAUCAACAAGAAGCCGGCUCACUUCUAACAUGACUGCAUCACCAUGCUGCACAGAUUCAUGUAACACAAUCAAAGUAACACAGUGAUGGUGAUAGCUGCAUGUUAAUUGUGUACACUGUUAAUUAGCUCAGUAAAUUAUAAAUGUAACAUUUACAGUCACCUGGGAUCAGUUUUUUCUUUCUGCUUUCUGCAGUAGAAACAGCCUUAGUUUACUUUCAACUGCUUUUGGUACUUUCUUCAUCAUGAGAUUAAAAAAAAAAAAAAGUACCAAGAUUUCACUAUUGAAAAUAACAUGUUGGACAUGCCAGCCAUAUUUGAAUAGGCCUGUAUAACAGCUUCCUAUUCUGUUCUACUCCUGUGAAUAUAUUUUAUCUGUUAGUGGUAGAGUAUCAGUUUGAUGUUAUGCCAUAUUAACUUUAUCUCUGAUGAUGCUGCAUGUGACUGACUUCUAAUUGAGAACUUUCACUUUAACAUGCUCGCAGCUGAAUGGGAGCGAGCUGAGAGUUAAUAUCCGGAGUCAUGACGUGCUGGGCUCACUGGACCCAGGUAAAUCUAAGAGAGCCAGACCAAGCUGAACUGGUUUUGUGAUACAGGUCCCUGGUACAUGAUGGUUAAAUUCAGCUUUUAUCAUCCCAUUCUGCCUGGUGUCCAGUCAAACAAUGACAGAAGUGCUUAAAGCAGCUUUAAGGACACUGAGCACACUGUGUGCAGCGACUGACGUGUGUCGAGGGCAACAAAGCGCUGUAAGGUUCAACAUUUAGACCUGAUCACUGCCUUUAAAAACAGCAGGUGUUUAUAUUUUGUAUUGUUACAAAAUCAUUUAUUUUUCUUUGUUUAAAAAAAAAAAAAAAAAAAGAGAGAGAGAGAGAGAGACCAAAGCCCUGAUGAUGUAAUUUAGUUUCUGUAUCUAGAGAUGUUCAGGUAUUCAGAUAUAUGUGCAGCAUAGUUACAGCCACUCUUGCCUUCAAUCCCCACAACAGCACCUUUACCUGUGUUAACACAUCUAAUCAUAAUCGACAAUCAUGUGUCUUUGACUCACACAAAUAAUCGGAGCGAGCGAGAGACAUAACUCUCUAAUGAAAGUAAACACGAAUGUGAGUUUUUUCUAACUUUUAACGAGCGCGUGUGCGAGGGAGUGGCGUGAGUGUGUGUGUGUGUGUGUGUGUUGAGGGUAUUUCGGUAAAUGCGAUGGAUAAAGGUCAAGUUACGUCCGCUUUUAAAGAAAUGUAUGUGAAACGGGGAAAAAGCUAGAUGGAGAAGGACGUAGAGCGUUGAACCACACCACUGCUGUGAAACGUUUGGUUUUCAUUCACUGCUUCACAUCCUGUGACUAAAUCCAUUAUACAAAGCUCAUUCACACACACGUUAUCAAAGAGAAGCAGACAGGUAAACACACAUAAGCAAGACAGUGGCCUAAAGACAGAUGUACUUAACCAAAGACGAAGCACUCUUGUAUUAAUAAGCUUUUUAUCCAGCUAUAUUUUUGUACUUAUUGCUUCCUGUAUUUUUAUUAUGCAUUCAUUUAGUGUGUUGGCUUGUCUGGUAAAAACGUAGAAAAACACUACUUGUAUUACAGCGAUAAUAUAUUGUGGUUUGUUUUCUUGUUGAUCUCUAUAUUAUGUAGUAAUAUAUUUUCACAUGCAGCUAUAGGACAGUGUAUGAGACAUAAAAAAAAGGAAACAUUUGGGGUUUUUUUUGAAAAGAAUAAUAUGCUAUUUUGUAUGCAAAGGAUAAAGAAUAGAAUUAAACUGAAAUGAUGUGGUACCUAAGGUGCUUUUGGGUCAGUGGUUAUUUGGGGUUAUCGGUCAGAGGGCUAAAACUAUUAUUUUCAUUGUUGAUUUAUUUUUGGAUAGCAAAGAGAACAAAAAAAAAAAAAAAAAAAAAAGAUUCUUGGAAGUACUGGUGUCCAUCAUUCAUUUUAUUUAUUCACAAUUCCCUUUAAUAUCUUUUUUCAAACUAGAACCAAGCACAAAAAUAUACAUCUUUAAAAACCCUCGUAAAAACUUUCAUUCAUAAAUUUACAAGCAACUGUCCC